GAGUCGAGCUGUCGCUGCUGCACCGCAGAAACGCUGGAGCCGCGGAGCCGGGCGAGACGGUGGCUGCUGUGUGGCUGCUGUGAGUGUAUAAAAGUACCCAUGGAGAACACGGAGAACUCGGUGGAUUCAAGAUCCAUCACAAACUCAGAAACGAGGUUCAUACCUGGCAGCAAAUCGAUGGACUCUGGAAUAUCCCUGGACUAUAGUUACAAAAUGGACUAUCCCCAGAUGGGCGUAUGCUUAAUAGUCAAUAAUAAGAACUUUCAUCAAGAUACUGGAAUGGCAUGUCGGACUGGUACAGAUAAGGAUGCAAAAGACGUCAGGGAAACAUUCAUGAGCUUGAAAUACGAAGUCAGGAACAGUAACGACCUUACACGCAAGGAUAUGUUGGAAUUGAUGCGCAGUGUGUCUGAAGAAGACCACAGCAGGAGGAGCAGUUUUGUCUGCGUGUUUCUGAGCCACGGCGAGGAAGGGGUCAUCUUUGGGACGGACGGACCUGUCGAGCUGAGGGACUUAGCGUGCUUCUUCAGAGGGGAUCGCUGCAGGAGCCUGACCGGCAAACCCAAACUUUUCAUCAUUCAGGCCUGCCGGGGCACGGAGCUGGACUGCGGCAUCGAGACGGACAGCGGCACGGACGAGGACAUGGCGUGCCAGAAGAUUCCGGUGGAGGCCGACUUCCUGUACGCGUACUCCACGGCGCCCGGUUACUAUUCCUGGAGAAACGCGAAGGAGGGGUCCUGGUUCAUCCAGUCGCUCUGUGCGUUGCUGAAACAGUACGCGGGCAAGCUCGAGCUCAUGCACAUUCUCACUCGGGUUAACCGGAAGGUGGCGCUGGAAUUCGAGUCCUUUUCCUUUGACCACACUUUCCACGCAAAGAAGCAGAUGCCGUGCAUCGUUUCUAUGCUCACAAAAGAGCUGUAUUUUUAUCACUAAGGAAAUAUAUUUCUUUUUUUAAGUUUCUAUGCCAAGGGAGGGAAACGGCGUAACUGAUACUGUAUUUUCCCAUCAUUUAAAUCCAGUCUGGUACUUUAAACCUUGUCCCUUGUAACAGUUUGUCCUUUGCAACAUGCCACCUUCAUAGCAGUAGGACUGCUUACGAAGUGACCUCAAACUCAGAAUCGGGUAGUUGAGAUUGAAUGGAAUUAGGAAUAAAUAAAUGCUAGUGGCACACUUAAUGAAAGGAACUGAUCGUGAAUGAACAGCUGUCAUCAUUGACAGGUUUUCGUGAUGCUCUGUCAUGUAGUUUCAAGUAAUUACGGUGAGAGUUAAGCAUUGAGUAAUGAACUGCGGCGACCUUGAUACGCUCUCCUAUGAAAGUUUGCAUCCUGGUUUUUGUCCGACUGUAGGAACGACGAUAGGAUGAUGUAUGGGGAUGGGAUAAUAUGUCUAGAGUUUCGGGAGCCGUGUGCAUGGCGUGAAGACCCUGAUUUUAGAACUGGUAUUUGGAGAAAUACUAGCUGUGUCUUUAGAUUAUUUAUCUGAGCGUGUGGUUUUGUGAUGUUUGUCCUGGGCAUGUAUUUUCAUAAAAAAAAAUCAUGUUUAAUACUGAAAAACAUUUACUUGAAAGUGCGAGCAAUCUGAGUGGAGAGUUUUGAGGCUGCAUGCGUCCUCAUGCAAGGGCCAUGCGGUCAGAACUGUCCAGUUCUCCGGGGCAGCUCCUGUGUCCUGUGUUUGCCACUGGACACUCUGAAGAGCUAGCCAUUCGGUCAGAACCUCAGAUUGUCCAUCAAACGGAGCACAUCAUGACUUGAAGAGAUCCUGUCAGGACUCGCUAAAAUACAAUGGAGGGAAUCCACGGGGAACGGGAGGGAGAACUCAGACACGGAUCUGCUGGGCCCUGUGUGGUUAGGGGGUGGGUUGGGCCUGGCGGAGACUCGGCCCAGCCUGUGUGAUGGAGGCGGGACUGCAGACCACGGCUUCAGGGGAAGGCUGGCCAGUUUCUUCCCACGUACUGGUCUGCGGGGAGAACGUCCACCAGGCAGGCAUCUCCAAGAAACCGAACCAAAUCGGAGACUUAACGAAAUGGCCGAUUUCCAAAGAUGGUGAGAGUCACGGUGACAUCCGUAGUACCCUGCGUGGUAAACUUGGUGAGCAUGUAUUAGUGUCUGCUGGAGUCUGCAGUCAAAGGAAAAUGAUAUGGUUAUGAUUACAGAUGGUUCUCUGAAAUG
Phyllostomus discolor (pale spear-nosed bat) is the source of this 2168-nucleotide messenger RNA. It is a transcript of the gene CASP3, whose product is annotated as caspase 3. The transcript is spliced from 7 exons. The record is from RefSeq and is a predicted model, not a curated record. Gene Ontology annotation, biological process: proteolysis; erythrocyte differentiation; apoptotic process. Lineage: Eukaryota; Metazoa; Chordata; Mammalia; Chiroptera; Phyllostomidae. Gene Ontology annotation, cellular component: cytoplasm. The coding region runs from base 100 to 933 and encodes 277 amino acids.